CUCGAUGCCUCCAUCCGCGCGCCGCAUCGCAGCUCGCACCACUCUCGCCGAUGCCUCGCAAGCUGCUUGGGAGUGCGGCCAGCAGCAGCAGCCUCGCCCCUGUUCGAUGCGCUGUGGCGUCGCCUGCUGUGCCCCAGCAGCGGGCAGCACACGUGGCAGCGACCAGGAAGCGUGGCGCUGCCAGACGUGCCCCCCUGACCGACGCGUCGAGCAGCGCCAGCCGCCUUGUCCGCGUCCGCGCCUCGGGCAUCUCCUAUGCUCAGGGCGAUCAGAUGCCCCUGCAUGGUCAUGCCUCGCCGUCGGCCUGCCUGCUUCCUUCUCGGUGCCGACAGCGAGCCUCGGUGAUGAGGCGCGUUGCGGCUGCGGAGCCGAAUCGCAGCUCAUCUCGCACGCAUGAGCGGCGUCUUCCCUUUUUUGUCGCGCUGCAGCGGCGGACAGCGGAUGCAUCGGGGACGGCCGACUCGGAGCGACACGGAGGGCUGGCAAGCACCGCAGCGCACCGCAGAGCACCCAGCAGGCCGUCAGCAGGUCCAGGCAGCACGGCGCUCCCUCGGUGCGAGCGUCUUUCAGCCGCCUCAUUGCGCUCGCAGCACCGCUUCAAGGCCCGGCGAGCGGCACGCCCACAGCAGCAUCGAGGACGAUCCGAAUGGAGUUCACUCGGUGCCGUCGCUUGCGGGCCAGGCACCCGCACCCUGCACCCACGGGGCCGCCGUCGUCGAGGCGAGCUAGGCGGAUUCGUCAGCGCGGCUCAAGCAAAGCGGCGGGGCGACACUCUAUCAAGUCGCCUUGCUUCGCCUCGUCGCCUGCCUGUCGCCGCAUCAAGCUCAAAGCACUUGCGCCGUCAUCGCUGACGGCCUGCCCAUGACGCGUAUCUCUGCGCUGCCGGGCCGCUGAUGAUGGGAGCAUGACGAGUUUGCGAGAGUGCGAUGGGCGACGCUGGACGAGUGACGGGCAGGCAGGCUGCAGUGCAUGUCCAAGGACGCCCUCAGGGAUGCGCCCGCCGCGCGGGUGCAAAACAAGGCACCGCCGCCAGGACGCCGUAGCACGGGUCUGCGAUCACUCUAUCGACCCGUCGCUCGAUGACGCUGUCGGCGUGCUGUGCACCUGCGGCUGCGAACAACACCUGUUGCUCUCGGUGCGCUGACUGAGCUGUUGGCUCCGAAAUCUUGAGCGCGUCGAAUAGUCGGACGAGCGGACCCUCGCUUGCUCAGAGGCAGA
This is a messenger RNA of Tilletiopsis washingtonensis, 1218 nucleotides long. RefSeq lists its product as hypothetical. The transcript has a single exon. The coding region runs from base 51 to 851 and encodes 266 amino acids. NCBI's taxonomy places the organism in Eukaryota, Fungi, Basidiomycota, Exobasidiomycetes, Entylomatales. The record is from RefSeq and is a predicted model, not a curated record.